Molecule: messenger RNA, 615 nt
Organism: Peronospora farinosa
Lineage: Eukaryota; Oomycota; Peronosporomycetes; Peronosporales; Peronosporaceae
Source: the annotation of a GenBank genome assembly
AUGAAAUUCCACGAGUGCUUUACACUACUAUCUUCCCGUCCUGCACACGCUCAUGAGCACUGCACAGAGAAUCAACAGGUCCAAGAGCAUCCCCAGGACGGGAAUGUAUAUGAGACCAACGACAAGUCGAGCUUUAAACAGAAGAAAGACUGGAAGUUACAGAAUUCCCAAGAGCUUGUCCAGACUUUUACCCGUUUGCAGGAGAUGCGCGUCCAGAUUUUCAAGGAUUUUCGACAGGGCUUUCAAGUUCACAAAAAGACCCAGCAAUUUCCUGCGUUUUGUUCUGGGAUCAAAGAUCGUUUUUCGGCUGUGAGUGAGCAGAUCAACCACAUUGAAAAACUCCUGCGUGACGAGAAGCAGCAAGUGGCGAUCGCUCAGCUUCUCCGUAAAAUCCAAGUGGAAGAAAAGGAAAAGCUUCUUUUGACAUCUGCCGUGUUGAUUGAAAAAAUGCGGCUUAGCGAUGCAGCCAAGCAUCAUGAACCCGAUCAUUCUACUAUUGCAUUCUUAGAACGGUCGGUGGAAACACUUACAAUGAAGCACACAGAUUGCGUAGUCCGCAUCAAUGAGAUUUUGGAGGAGCUACGAGCUGAAAGUGCUGAUCUCGAGGACGCGUGA